CUCCGUCCCUGCGGUGGGGGGGGUGUGAAGGCCCCUCAGGCGGCGCGCUGGGCAGCCCCGGAGCUGGGGCCUGCUGCUGUGCGGAGGCUGCGGCGGCUGCUGCCGGCGGGUCCCGGCCGGGGAGGGAGCCGCGUCCCCCGCCGGCAGCUGAUUAGAAUCAUCUCUGGGAAUCCACUUGAGUCUGCAUUGCCAAAGAUGAAUAGCUCGAUCGUAUUUAUGUGUGUGCAUUCGAGGAGGGAGAAGCUGCCGUGUUGGAUACGAUUGCACCAGCUUUGAAGUGUGCAGACCUGCCAACUGCUAUGGGUGACGCUAUUGUAGACGCAGCCCCUGGGACAGCGGUGGAUCAGUCAUCCGGCCCAGUGCUGCAAGGAAAUGGAGGGACUCCUCUCAGUGUCAUCAGAGAAGGCGUUGGGGAGUUGGCCGUUAUCGACCCUGAGGUGGCGAAGAAAGCCUGUGAAGAGGUCCUGGAGAAGGUCAAGCUGAUGCAUGGGGUCUCCUCAGACAGUGUGGCUAAAUCAGAUGAUGUCAACGAAACGGAGAGUGCUCCACGGACCAACCUGGAACUAGUCAAUGGAGAUGUUGGAGAUGGCUGUGAAAUCAAAUGCUUGGACGACCCACCUGGCACGCCUUCCGGGAUCCGGGAGGAGGACGAGACCAUGGCCAACACAGUGAAAAGCGCCCGGAGGCGGCAGAAGAACAACUCGGCUAAGCAGUCCUGGCUGCUCAGGCUCUUUGAAUCCAAACUCUUUGAUAUCUCCAUGGCCAUUUCAUACUUGUACAAUUCAAAAGAGCCGGGGGUACAAGCUUAUAUUGGAAAUAGGUUGUUUUGCUUUAGGAACGAGGAGGUGGACUUCUACCUGCCACAGCUUCUAAACAUGUACAUCCAUAUGGAUGAAGAUGUUGGCGAUGCUAUCAAACCCUACAUUGUGCACCGCUGUCGGCAAAGCAUCAACUUUUCCCUCCAGUGUGCCCUGCUCCUGGGUGCCUACUCCUCGGACAUGCACAUCUCAACUCAGCGACACUCCCGUGGGACCAAGCUGCGGAAGCUCAUCCUUUCUGAUGAGUUGAAGCCAGCUCACAAAAAGAGGGAGCUGCCGUCUCUGAGCCCGGCGCCCGACAUGGGAUUGUCACCUUCCAAAAGGACUCACCAGAGGUCCAAGUCAGACGCCACAGCUAGCAUCAGCCUGAGCAGCAAUUUGAAACGGACCGCCAGCAAUCCCAAAGUCGAGAGCGAGGAUGAGGAAUUCUCAUCGAGUACGGAAAGUCUUGAUAAAUCAUUCUGUUCCCCUGUCAGACUUGCCCCAGAGAGAGAAUUCAUCAAAUCCCUGAUGGCCAUCGGGAAGAGACUAGCCACUUUGCCCACCAAAGAGCAGAAGACUCAGCGUCUUAUCUCGGAGCUGUCUUUACUUAACCAUAAGCUUCCAGCACGCAUCUGGCUUCCCACAGCUGGCUUUGACCAUCAUGUGGUGCGGGUGCCCCACACCCAGGCGGUGGUGCUCAACUCCAAGGACAAGGCUCCCUAUUUAAUCUACGUUGAAGUACUUGAAUGUGAAAAUUUUGACACCACUAAUGUGCCGGCCCGGAUCCCGGAGAACCGCAUCCGGAGCACGAGGUCUGUGGAGAACCUGCCAGAAUGUGGGAUCACUCAUGAGCAGAGGGCCAGCAGCUUCACCACCGUUCCCAACUAUGACAACGAUGAUGAAGCCUGGUCCGUGGACGAUAUUGGGGAACUGCAGGUGGAGCUUCCAGAGAUGCACACCAACAGCUGUGACAAUAUUUCCCAGUUCUCUGUGGACAGCAUCACCAGCCAAGAGAGCAAGGAGCCUGUGUUCAUAGCAGCUGGCGAUAUUAGACGGCGCCUCUCAGAGCAGCUUGCACACACCCCAACAGCUUUCAGGAGGGACCCUGAGGAUCCUUCUGCUGUUGCCCUGAAGGAGCCCUGGCAGGAGAAAGUCAGGCGGAUCAGGGAAGGCUCCCCUUAUGGCCAUCUUCCAAACUGGCGCCUCCUCUCAGUGAUUGUCAAAUGCGGAGAUGACCUCAGGCAAGAGUUGCUAGCGUUCCAGGUCCUUAAACAACUGCAGUCUAUUUGGGAGCAGGAGCGCGUGCCCUUGUGGAUCAAGCCAUACAAGAUCCUCGUCAUCUCCGCAGACAGCGGCAUGAUCGAGCCGGUUGUCAACGCAGUGUCCAUCCACCAAGUCAAGAAACAAUCCCAGCUCUCGCUGCUGGACUACUUCCUCCAGGAGCAUGGCAACUACACUACCGAAGCAUUUCUGACGGCCCAGAGGAACUUUGUUCAGAGCUGUGCUGGCUACUGCCUGGUGUGCUACCUGCUACAGGUCAAAGACAGGCACAAUGGCAAUAUAUUGCUGGAUGCAGAUGGACACAUCAUCCAUAUAGAUUUUGGGUUCAUUCUCUCCAGCUCCCCCAGGAACCUUGGCUUCGAGACAUCUGCCUUCAAGCUUACAACGGAGUUUGUUGAUGUCAUGGGUGGUCUGGAUGGUGAUAUGUUUAACUACUACAAGAUGCUGAUGCUGCAAGGCCUCAUCGCUGCCCGAAAGCACAUGGAUAAAGUCGUGCAGAUUGUGGAGAUAAUGCAGCAAGUUUGUUCUCUAGAUUGCCAGAGAUGUUACGGAGAAAGUCAGCAGAGCCAGGUCCAUACGGUAGCGCAGGUCAUCUGUUCUCAGCUGCCCUGUUUCCAUGGCUCCAGUACCAUCCGCAACCUGAAGGAGCGUUUCCACAUGAACAUGACGGAGGAGCAGCUGCAGAUGCUCAUUGAACAGAUGGUGGACGGCAGCAUGCGGUCAAUCACCACCAAACUCUAUGAUGGCUUCCAAUACCUCACCAAUGGCAUCAUGUGACGGCUGCGCCCCUGCCACCAACUUGAGGAUGGCUUUUGUCACAGCUACAGUGCCCAGCUGGAGACCUACCACCUGGCCGAGGGAAAAGGUCUUGCCCCCUGUGGUGAAGGGAGCCGAGCAGUAGCACCUCCUGUGUGCUGGGUUUACUGGACUCUCAAACCACCACCGACAAAAAACAGUGUUCAGAGAAGCGAAAUCUACGCGUGAAAAUUGACUAAAAUAAAAAGGAUCAUGUGGCAACCAUUGCGAUCACGUUUAAUGUGACCGCAGGGCCCAGGCGUUGGUGAGACAAAGCCAUCAGCGCUCUGUGGACAACAGAGCAUCUGCUAGACACCAGAACCAUGUGUACAUCAGUUCCUCCCGUCUUUAUUUCAGUAUUAUGCCUGUUGAUGUCCUGUGAACUCUUCCACGGUCUCAUAAAUGUUUAGGGCCUGGGGUGGAGGGGGCCAAAACCAUCUUUCUCCCUGAGUCUGGUAUUUGCUGAUAUUUUGAGCCUUCUGCUAGCACCACUUGAAUGCAGUUGAGGUGAAUCCCCAUCAGCCCCCAACCCUGCAUGUUCCUGUACAGCAUUGUCAGCAUUAUUUGAGUCUCCUGAUGUUGGUUUGGUUUUUUUCACCCUUUGCACAUUUUAAUGUAAGUUUAAGUUGCAAGUUAGACAACAAACGUGUCUUGAAAUCAUAGGUCACUAGACACACCCAUGUAGCACAGUCUUAACCUUCUGGAGCAUAGGGGUUAUUAGGACUUUGAUAUUUUUGUUUCCUUUCAUCCACAUCUCUCGUAGUCUGGCCAUGCAACCGCAUGCCCAUCUGUCUUUUUUGGGGCACCUUUUUGACUUUGUUCCACAAAUCUGGGGCUGUGAAGCUUUCCCCUGCAAUAAUAUCAGACCGACUGCUUCAUGGAUUUGUACCACACUGAAUGUCUUGUCCUUGGCUGACGACCCCUGAACUCGCACUGCCUUGAACUCAGCAGCGGGGCUGCACUUCGCUUUGUGUGUGGUAUCCGCACAGGGGUUACAUUUCUGUGGAUGAUGAGUUUUUACAUCUACCUGGAUCGGACCUUUAAAUGCAGAAUGUUCCCCUGGAGAUUAUAACCUGCCCCACCCCUCCUCGGUGGGGUACUUUGCUUUGAGCCAAGUUUCAUGGCUCCUAGGGAGUGAGGCAAAAUGUUGCUAGUUCUCUCCCUAGGGUAACUGAAGGCCAGUAUUGGCUUAUUAUCCACCUUACCUUGCUAGCAUACCCAGCUAGAGUUCAGGAGACAGCUUGCUCUUUAGUUUUGCGGCAAGCAGGGCAUAGCUAGUGCCUUUUUUCAGUUUUAAGUAAAGAAGUGAUCGUGCUAAUUUUUCAUCCCCAGAAACAGGUCAAAAGCAGAUGCUGACAAGCACAAAGUUAUUGCAAAGAACCAGUAGAAUGCAGCUGUGAAGUCGUAAGUCCAGGCUGUUUGGCAUAUAGAUCCAGGGCACGGACAUAACUCUCUCUGGGCUGAUUUCGUUUUUAGAACUCCCUUUGAGCUACUGUCCAGCUGAGAGCAUCUGUACUUUAUAAAGAGCAACAAGGUUUGAUUUGUUGCAGCUUCUCCAUUUCUCUGUAUUAAUAUAACUCUAUUCAGACACAAGCCCCCUCCCUUGUCCUGUCUCCCCUCAGUGUAUUCAGACUUCCUGCAGCUGCUGAUCAGAUGGUGGAAUCCCCGACUACCUGAGUGUGUGCGAUUUGUUACCUCAGUCCUUGUUCUCCUCCACCCCGCAUUGACGUCUGUUGUGGACUCUCAUGUUAAUAGGUGUUUGUUCAGUGCUACUUUGCCAUGUUGAUUAUUUAGCAUUUUUAACUGUAUUUUAACAUUAUGGGAUAGAGGUUUCUGGCAGGAAGAGGCAAUACUUCCACGUUUUGCAACUAGCAGUUCAAACCACUGUGUGCCCUCCUGCAGCCCAACAGAUGAGCAGCAAGCUAGGGCGUAACCGUCUCCCAGUUGCAGUUAAAAGUCACAGGUGGUGGGGGGGCAUAAUCUUCCAUCACUCCCUGUUCUCAAAACCGGUUAUUGUUACCAGUUUGGAAAUGGAUUGGCAAAACGGAAGGUAUGGCUUUUUACUGUCCACCGAAGGAGUGAUGAAAGGUCUGAAACUCUUCUCCUCCUCUGUUUGCACACCCCCCCCGCUUUAAUUGCCACCGAUCCUUUGAGACUGAACCCUUCAUUUGUGUUACAGAGUCUGCUUCGUUUCCUGAAACAUUGACUUUGCGAGGAAUGGGGAACGCUUGGGUAGCAAUAUUCUCAUCCUUGCAGGUGGAAAUAGAAAAGGACCUAGCACUAGUUUCAUUACAAAAAAACCCCUAAAACACUGACCUAGUUGCUUUUGUCUGUUUGUCCGUUCGGUUUUUUAAUUUUUCCCUUUCAGUUCCUCGUUGUAACUGCUGUCGUGACCCAGCUGUUCCUGGAGCAGCCAGCAAUGGCUCGGAAAAGGGGCCGUAGAUUUUAAGGAACAAUCUGAAUUUCUGUGGGAAAAGACCCAGCAUGGCAGCCCCUGAGGGGUGGAGCUAGAAAUGAUAGAAUUGUUGGGAUGAUCAGUGCGUGGGGUGGGAUUGCUCGAAUAUAAGGACAAAAAGUAACUAUGAAUGUUGGAAAAAUUAGUGAUACUUGUCACAUUUUGUAGCACAGAAGCAGAUUUGCAGGCUGCUGGGUUGAAUGGGGUUGCACUUCUGUAAUCAACCUGGCAGUGGUAAUUCUGAGGGUAGCAGUUUGCAGGCGCAGCCCAUGACGUGUUGGGUUUCAGAGCAAAGAAAGGAUCAUUUUAAAACUUUGCAAUUGGCUUGGUUUUUUUGGUGGGGAUCACUGGGAUUUAACUUUUGGGUCAAAUUUAGGCUUCGUUUACUCAUUUGUAUGUCACUUAGCAGCCUGUUGAAUUGUCAGGAAACUGCUUUAGUUGCUAACUUCAUGUUUCAGCUCCUGCCACUACUCAAGCAUGUUUGGCUGUAAAAAGCCCCAAGCAGACACUUCAAAUGACUCCAUCUUGCUUUUUAGCUUUCCCCUCUGCGUUUAUACUGACCUGGAGAUGAACGGCAACCAGGUUCCCCUUUAAUGUAGCAAAUGGCAUACGGAUACCCAGUGAUCGGAUGUACUGAGCCCAUAGUAUCAGCAUUGCUGCAAGUGGCAAGGGAAAUGGUGUCCCUGUAUACAAGUUACCCAGCCAGUUGGGUGACUUCUGCAGAUUGUUGCUACAUAAUCUGGAUGGGAUCCUUUGGAAUGUAGUUUUCAUUUAACAUCCUCAUGGAGAGUAGGUUUGAACAGC
Mauremys mutica (yellowpond turtle) is the source of this 6135-nucleotide messenger RNA. RefSeq names its product phosphatidylinositol 4-kinase beta (gene PI4KB). Gene Ontology annotation, biological process: phosphatidylinositol phosphate biosynthetic process; phosphatidylinositol-mediated signaling. The transcript is spliced from 14 exons. NCBI's taxonomy places the organism in Eukaryota, Metazoa, Chordata, Testudines, Geoemydidae. Gene Ontology annotation, molecular function: 1-phosphatidylinositol 4-kinase activity. Bases 300 to 2858 code for a protein of 852 amino acids. Gene Ontology annotation, cellular component: membrane; cytoplasm. The record is from RefSeq and is a predicted model, not a curated record.